This is a messenger RNA of Brassica napus (rape), 1025 nucleotides long. RefSeq names its product heavy metal-associated isoprenylated plant protein 42. NCBI's taxonomy places the organism in Eukaryota, Viridiplantae, Streptophyta, Magnoliopsida, Brassicales, Brassicaceae. The record is from RefSeq and is a predicted model, not a curated record. The coding region runs from base 110 to 778 and encodes 222 amino acids. Gene Ontology annotation, molecular function: metal ion binding. The transcript has 2 exons.
UGUUCGUAUAUAUACAUAAAGUUGUAAGAGAACUAAAAAAUCGUGAAUAUAAACCCUUACAAAACCCUCACCAGACCUAGCUCACGUCCAAAAUAUUGAGAAAACAAUAAUGGAGGAUUUAAACUUUCCUGUAAGUGAUAAAGAUACAGUAAUAAUUGUUUUUAAUCAUCCGAUUAAUUUUAUAUAUUCUUGGUAUUCAUUUCUGCAGAUCUGCAUACUGAAAAUGGAUCUCCAGUGUUGCGAAGACUUCGCUUCCAGAGUGAAGAAGCGUCUUCGUAAAGUAAAAGGAGUUUACGCUAUUACCAUAGUCCCGACCAAGGGUCUCAUCUUGGUCUCCGGCACAGCAGAGCCUCAGGUACUUAUCACAGCCGUCCAAAAAAUCGGGCAUACCCCCAAACUCUACGCCUACGAGAAGGACCCAGCUAAGGCUAAGACCCAGUUCGGCGCCUUGCUCAAGCGUUACGCCAAUAAGGAGGAGCAUAGAGACGAACCGACACCACCCGCCGCCGCUGGACCUUGCCCGUUACCACCAGUUAGGGGUUUCGGGCAUCCGGUACGACCGACGAUGCCGAUGUUUUCGUUGCCGCGGUCGGUGGGUCCGCCGGGAUGGUACGCACCGGGGGCACUGAUGGCAAGGUACGAGGCGCCGAAGGUUAUGCCAAGGAAGGAGCCGGCGAAGUAUCCGUUGGAUUACUACGACAAUAAGGGUUUCCCUGCACACGACUCUCCUUUCCGAUAUUUCAGCGAUGAUCACGCUCAACCUUGCUCGAUCAUGUGAUUUCAUUUCUUUCUUUUUUUUUUUUUUUUAAUAGGUGUUUUGAUCAUUUAUGCUCUUUUUUUGCUGCAUUGUUUGGUCAUUGAAUACUAUGAUAUAAUUUGCUAAACACUCUUUGAUAAAAUUGCGAUUAAUAAGAACAGAUGUUUCCAGAGGAUUUGGCUUUUGUUUGAUAUCAAUAACAGCAAACAACUAGAGAAUGAUUAGCUGUUGUGAAUAAUACUCUGUUUGGAUUAAUCGUGCUGGUUCC